Arachis duranensis is the source of this 652-nucleotide messenger RNA. RefSeq names its product heptahelical transmembrane protein ADIPOR1. Gene Ontology annotation, cellular component: membrane. Gene Ontology annotation, biological process: response to hormone. Lineage: Eukaryota; Viridiplantae; Streptophyta; Magnoliopsida; Fabales; Fabaceae. Gene Ontology annotation, molecular function: signaling receptor activity. The record is from RefSeq and is a predicted model, not a curated record.
UGAUUUAAGUUAACAAACCCCACAGAAUAGAGGCAAAGGUUCCGGAGAGAGAGUGAGACUGAGACUGGUUUAUUUAAUGCUGCAGUUGGGUGCAGUUGUGAAGAAGCCAGACCUCCAUUACUCCAUCGCCAAUUAGCCACACACGCAUCAACACAUUGCAACAUUAAUAUUACUUAUUACGAUCAGAAUUCACAAAGUGGAAAGUGGAACCACAAACACAAGAAAAACGAGAACAACUAACAUGAACUAUAGUGAUGCUGAGAUCAGAAAACAAGGCCAGCUAGUGAAGAAGCGGAAUCAUAAUAAUAAUAAAGGCAAAGAUCAAACAUUACUGAGUUACUCCAACAAGAAGAAGAAGAAGAUGUUGCGUCAUGAAAGGAAACGGUACCCUCUCUUGUGUUUCUGGGAGCUUCCAGAGUAUAUGAAGGAUAACGAAUACAUUCUGCGUUAUUACAGAGCCAAUUGGCCUCUCAAACAAGCUCUCUUCAGCGUUUUCCGUUGGCAUAACGAGACUUUGAAUGUUUGGACGCAUUUGCUUGGGUUUCUUCUCUUUCUGGGAUUGACUCUCGCCAAUUUGAUGAAGCCUGGUGUCGUCGAUCUCUUAGGCCUAUUUUCCAGGUCAUUCUCUUCAAGUGCGGAAAAGAAUGUUUCC